Messenger RNA from Protomyces lactucae-debilis, 2280 nucleotides. RefSeq names its product exocyst complex component Sec6-domain-containing protein. Gene Ontology annotation, biological process: exocyst localization; exocytosis. NCBI's taxonomy places the organism in Eukaryota, Fungi, Ascomycota, Taphrinomycetes, Taphrinales, Protomycetaceae. Gene Ontology annotation, cellular component: exocyst. The transcript has 2 exons. Bases 1 to 2280 code for a protein of 759 amino acids. The record is from RefSeq and is a predicted model, not a curated record. Gene Ontology annotation, molecular function: SNARE binding.
AUGGCAGCUGCAGCUGCCGCCAGGAAUGGCAGCAUCCAAGCAGACAAUACGAUCGCUCGUAUAUCAGAAUUGCUGAAACAGCCUGAUGAUCUGGAUAAAGUCGAUGCGCUCAUAGAAAGAUUCAAGCGCGAAAAGGCUACUAUGGACGCACAGUUGAAUGUGGCAGUGCAAGCGCAACUUGAGGUGAUUCAGUCUGGCUUGUCAGCUAUCAACCAAGGCCAAGCCGAGAUGACUGGCGUUAAGCAAGAGAUGGACCGCGUAGACAAGAUCUGUCAAGGGUCUCAGGCGCUAGUCAAAAACUUUGAGGUCAUCAAUGCAAUCUCAAAGUGUCACAUCAACUUUGUGCAGACAAUCGAAAUGGUCGAGAGCCUAGAGAACCUGGGUAAGACGCUCGAUGAGCUUCGCCAGCAGUUGGACGAAGAUCGACAAGAUGCCUCGAGCUCAAAUUUGCUUACCAUGCACUUUCAAUUGUCAAAGCUCCUCGAUUUUCGCGAUACAGCCGUGCGGCAGUCUUCUUCUGCGAAGAAAGAUGUACAAGAUACCCUCAGGCGCUACUUCAAACCUCUCGAAGACUUUUCGCGACAGUUUGAAGAGCAUUUGUUCUCACUUUCUGCUAUUCUCCUCGACACCCUCCGUCAAGGUGAUCCUUCGUUGGUCGUUCGUAUCGCCAAGAUUGUGUACGUGGAAGACGUAAGCGAUGUUCGCUCCAAGAUUCUGCAGGAUGCCCAAUCUUCACGAAAGGUAGGGGUCAACAAGAACCGGGUCAUUGCUGGCGAUGCGCGCGCUCCGCGCAACUACAAGCAAAAGUUUCUUGAAAGUAUACACACUGCUAUCAAACUUGACUUUGAAGGAUGCGCAAGCACCUUCCCUGAUCCCUCAGAGCUUCUUGAGAAUCUCGAAUGGAUCUUUCAGGAUCUUGCUCUGGUGCAGCAGGAAGUCACAGUGCGGACUCCCAAAGACUGGGACAUCUUCAAUGUCUUCCUGGGCUUCUAUCAUCAGGAGACUUACAACGUUCUCAACAAAGUCCUCGCCUUGGAGCCUGAUGGCAGCACGCUCCUUAAGCUGCUCGAAUGGGUCAAGCUAUACGGAGCUAUGAUGAAGUCGGACUUCCGCAUCGAUGUUAAGACGCUCGAGCCUCGUUUGCUUGACGGCAAGGAGAAUGACCUGGUUGAAGACUACCUCAAGAUUAUUGUCAGCAAAAUGGAAGAAUGGAUGCUGAACCUGAAGCAGACUGAAGUCAAGAGCUUCACGGAAAGAACAGAACAGCCAGAAAUGACACCCGAUGGAAUUUACGGCAUGCAAGGCGCCGUCAUUAUGUUUCAAAUGGUAUCACAACAGAUUGAUGUCGCGGCAGACUCUGGCCAGGGUAGAGUCCUCGCCUCUGUCGUGUCUGAAUGUGUACGCAUCAUGAAGGAUACCCAGUCGAAUUGGAUCCGUGUGCUACAGCAAGAAACAAAGCUUGCUCAGGACGCAGUCAACAAGGCAGCUGCAGGGAAGGAGGCGGAUGAAGUGCCACCUGGUCUCCCAGACUACAUCAUUGCACUUGCCAAUGACCAGAUUCGAUCGGCAGAUUACUGUGAAGCCAUCAGCGCUCGCAUUGCGCCACUCGUUUCGACGAAAUAUGCCACAAAUAUCGCUGAAGGGCUGUCUACCGCGACAGACGGGUUUUUGGAUGUUGCAAAGGCCUGCCUGCAGGCGCUGAACCGUGUCAUUGCGCAAGACGUGACCAGUACUUUUGCCAAAUUCUUCACAAAGGAGUGGUAUGGUGGAUCGCAGAUGAGCUUGAUUGUAUCGACCUACCGAGAGUACAUUGCCGACUGCAAAGAUCAUCUCAACGAGCAUCUCAUGGAGCUCUUCUUGGAUGAGCUUCUCGAUGCGUUCCUCAUCUCCUAUAUGGAAGCGCUUGCUCUCAACUACAAAUCCACGCUCAAAAUACCAAAGGUUCUCGAGCAAAUGACACAGGAGAUUGGCCUGGCCUUCAAUCUCUUUGUUGAGCACAUUGAUUUGCAGAACUUGCAAGUUCAAUUCGAUGUACUUGAAUUGGUCAUUGCUUUCAUUCAGACGGAUCCUGAAACAGUUCAGGAGGAUUACGCGAUGCUCAAGUCUAGAUGCUGGGACGUGCCGGCGUGGCUCAUCGAAGGCAUUCUCGAACGUAGAGACGACAUCAACAAGAAAGAAACUCGCAACCUGCUGGACAUCAUUGCCAAGGCUGAGGCACAAGCUGCCAGACCAGAGGACGCAACGCCUACAAUCAUGUCAAGGUUACGACAGCGCAAGUAG